UUUUUUUUCUAAUCAGAUCAAAUCUUUUUUAUUUAUUUUCUUUUAUUUUCUACUCAUAAAUAAAUAUGCCGGCUGAAUGGAUUUAUGCUAAUGGUUCUUCUUGGGUUUCCUUUGAUCCCACAUGUCAAACUAUGAUUGAAUCGUUAUGGACUAGAGGAGGACUUUCUAACUGGAUUAAUUGUCAAUCUUUUGAAGGCCCAAUCUUUAUUGACACCACAGAUAUGAUUAUCUUGUAUAAUUCUUUUAUGUAUACUAUUGUAAGAAGAUUUUAUUAACAUGGCCGGAACCACAUAUAUUAUUUUUUAUUAGUUCGCAUAUGCAUUUAUAGUUCAAU
Messenger RNA from Cokeromyces recurvatus, 334 nucleotides. RefSeq lists its product as uncharacterized. The transcript has a single exon. Lineage: Eukaryota; Fungi; Mucoromycota; Mucoromycetes; Mucorales; Mucoraceae. The coding region runs from base 66 to 275 and encodes 69 amino acids. The record is from RefSeq and is a predicted model, not a curated record.